GCGAGGUUGAGGAAAGAAAGGAGGGCGGUCAAAGUGUGACUGCAAACGCGGGCUUCUCGCUCAGCUUCACUCUUAUUGCGUCCAAGACCUUCGUGCAUUCUAAAGCCCGCUUCGGUGAUGCCAUGCCACGGAAACACAGCGGGGACGAAGGCGCCACCGGGCUCUGGAUGAGGACUUCGCCGGGCCACCGCGCCGAAGGCUACGGCAUGAAAGAUGUCGAGUCCGGACGGAAGAUGAUGAACAGCGCGGGAGACGGCUUGCUGUCGCCCACCAACGCCGUCGGUGCCGGUGCUGACGCUUCCGACAGCCACCGUGGGAAGCAGGGAGCCCGGCUCAGUUUGCUCGGCAAGCCGCUCAUAUACAGCGCGCAGAGCGGCCGCAGGAAUGUGCGCUACCGGCGGCUCCAAAACUACCUGUACAAUGUGCUGGAGAGACCGAGAGCCUGGGCCUUCAUCUACCAUGCCUUUGUGUUCAUCUUGGUCUUCAGUUGCCUGGUCCUCUCAGUUUUUUCUACCAUUCCAGCUCAUCAGGACUCCUCCUCUUACUGUCUGCUUAUUUUGGAAUUUGUCAUGAUUGUGGUGUUUGGGUUGGAGUACAUCAUCCGCAUCUGGUCGGCAGGAUGCUGCUGUCGCUACAGAGGAUGGCAGGGACGAAUCCGCUUCGCCAGAAAGCCUUUCUGCGUCAUUGACAUCAUAGUGCUGAUUGCAUCAGUUGCUGUGGUGUCAGCAGGUAGCCAGGGCAACAUCUUUGCCACUUCAGUCCUGCGUAGCCUUCGUUUCCUACAGAUCCUGCGCAUGGUGAGGAUGGACCGAAGAGGGGGUACAUGGAAGCUGCUAGGUUCUGUAGUUUACGCACACAGCAAGGAACUGGUUACUGCUUGGUACAUUGGUUUCUUGGUUCUCAUCUUCUCUUCAUUCCUUGUCUACCUUGUGGAGAAUAAGUUCAACAAGGAGUUUGCCACAUAUGCCGAUGCCUUGUGGUGGGGCACGAUCACUCUCACAACAAUUGGCUACGGGGACAAGACACCAAAGACAUGGACAGGAAGGAUGUUGUCUGCUGGUUUUGCACUGCUGGGCAUCUCUUUCUUUGCCUUACCCGCUGGUAUUUUGGGAUCAGGUUUUGCUCUGAAAGUCCAAGAGCAGCACAGACAGAAGCACUUUGAAAAGAGGAGAAACCCUGCAGCCUACCUCAUACAGUGUGUUUGGCGUAGUUAUGCGGCUGACGAACACUCGGUUUCCAUUGCUACCUGGAAGCCUCACUUGAAGGCGUUGCAUACCUGCAGCCCUACGAAAAGAGAACACGGAGAACCAACUACAAGCCAGAAACUCAGUUUCAAGGAACGAGUGAGGAUGGCUAGCCCAAGAGGUCAAAGCAUCAAGAACAGGCAGACAUCUUCAAUGAAUGACCGUCGUUCUCCAGUGGCAGAGGCUGGUACCGAAGGCACCAGCCCUGCCAAGGUUCAAAAAAGCUGGAGUUUCAAUGAUCGUACACGCUUCAGACCCUCACUGCGCCUUAAAAGCCAGUCGCGUUCCACCACUGAUGAUUCUAACAUGGCGGGAGAGGACGGUUUUGAUGAGAAAGGCUGCCACUGUGAGAUAUCAGUGGAUGAUUUGCUGCCUUCUGUCAAGUCUGCCAUUAGAGCAAUCAGAAUAAUGAAGUUCCAUGUCGCAAAAAAAAAGUUCAAGGAAACUCUGCGCCCUUAUGAUGUGAAGGAUGUGAUUGAACAGUACUCUGCAGGUCAUCUGGACAUGUUGUGUCGCAUCAAGAGUCUACAAACCAGGCUGGACAUGAUUGUAGGCCCACAGCCCCUGAGCAGCCGUGCCAAGACCUUUUCCUCCCCCUCUCUGCCUCUCUAUUACAACCAGGGCAGAAAGAACUCCACCCAAGGGGUGGACCAAAUCCUUGGCAAGGGUCAGAUCCCUCUGGACAAGAAGAUUCGUGAAAAGUUGUUGUCUGAUGGAGAUCUGCUGGAGGACAUGAGCAUGCUGGGGCGUGUUUGUAAAGUGGAGCGCCAGGUCCAGUCCAUUGAGUCGAAGCUCGAUUCAUUGCUCGACAUCUAUCGCCAGGUCCUGCGGAAGGGUUCAACCACAGCACUCACCCUUUCCUCUUUGCCACUGUUUGAGCUGGAACAAACGUCUGACUACCAGUCCUCUGUCUUCAGCAAGGAUCUGUCCUUUCCCAGCCAAGUCAACAGCAACAGCGGCUGUGUCACACACUCCCCGACCAAUCCCCACUUGUCUCAGGGAGGACUCCAUCUCAUCCUGGCGACACCAAAUGAUCUUGACAUCAAUACCUCCAGCACUACACCUCCCUCUGGCCCUACUUCCUCAUCUUUCAGUCCAUCACCAUUGCCACACCAUUAUCAUCUUCACCAAAACAAUUGUCAUCCUCAACACCAAACCCAGGAUCAGUCCACAACACCUGAAAGUGGCAAUGAUGAAACUGUAGGGAGUUUUCCGCCCAUCGUGACGCCAAACAGUACCUGUAGUGGUAGGAGUGGAGGAGCAGCAGAUGGGGAAUUUAGUCUUCUUGCCAAGCUUCCACCACCACCUCCUCCCAACAGGAAUGUAGGUCUUGGCAACUUUAUGCGAGCAUCCUCCAAUGAAAAUUCUCAAAUCGAAGCCUUCUGUGGAAGACUAGGAUUGCAAAUAAAGGACAGUAAUGUUGAGCAGGGAGUUGGCCCGGGUGUGGGUCUGGGGACAAUGGGAGAGCACCCACGGGGUUGUUCCAACAACAAGGGUAGACUAAACACCAAGGAGGAGGGCUCUUGGAGAAGGCACAUGAGCCUUGAGCUGGAGACUGUUGCCCCAGCAAGUCUAAGCUGCUGCUCAGAUCCAAGUCAGGUGGAUCAUAGUUUGGAAAAGUCUAUGUCAGUCCAAGACUUGAUGCAGACAGUCCAGGGCAAAAUGCAAGACACCCACUGCAACAUAUCAUCCCCGGGCUCUUCCAGUGGCUUCCAGAGAAGUUGCCAAGACCUAGCUCGAAGGACAACUGACAAUAGUGGUUGGGUGGAAGAAGACCUUUUUAUCAAUGACAGGGAAGUGGAGAUGCAGGGAUUUGAUUUCCUGCCACAUGGAACAGUUGAAGCUCCCUCAUACUCCUCAGAGCUCUUGAAAAUAGAGGUCAUGGCAAGAGGGGGUAAACAGGGGUCCAACCAGAGUCUGUCCACUGGUCACUUGUCCUCGCCUUCUGCUGGUGGCACUGAAUUACUGAAAAUGCAACGUGUUAGAUUAAAAUAGACUGCGGUGCAUGUUCGGAGGGCAUGCAAAUCUUAAAGAACAUAUUUUUUUCCCCUAUUUUGACAGUGUCAAGGUGGGACAAAACUAAGUUCCUUUUUCUUAUUUUGUUUUAAAUCACAGUUCUUUCAUUCCGGUCAUUAAUCUGACAAAAUGUGAAUUACUGUUUCAUUGCAUAAAUUGAAAAGUUUUCGCAUUAAAUUUGAAUGGAAAGACAACACCUUGAUUAUAUGCAUCCCAGCAGAAUGAAUCUUGUUUAGGGAAUUGAAAAGAUAAAGAAUUUAAUUUUUCUGAUGUGUUAUAUUGGUUCAAAAUAUAUAAAAGCUAGUAUUUCCAGGAAGUGGCCACCCUUCAGGCUGGUUUAUACCUGACGCAUCCAUGUAGUUUUAAGCCACGCGGAUUUUCCGUGCGGAGUUGCACGGCAUACGAGCUGCUUUUGGCAGAGGCAAGAGGUGGGAGUGGAGAGGUUCAGCAACUCCUGCGGAAAAAGUUGUUGGACAAACUGUUAAUUUCAGAAGUCCACAAGUACAAACACUUGUAUUAUUCGGCCGAUAAGGACCACCGGGAUAAGCAUGCCGUCAAACAACAGAGAAGCUUUUCCUCCUUGAUGAGAGCAGAGGUUUUCCCCCACAAUGUUGCAGAAAAACUUUACUCUUUCUCUGUCUCUGACGCUCUCUCUCUCUCUCUCUCUCUCUCUCUCUCUCUCUCUCUCUCUCCGUCGCUUAUUCUCUCCAUUUGCCGUAGACUCUUUUUGCUGCCCUCUGUAGUCUGGGAGAAUAUCAGUUUCACCAAGGUGGCAAGCUGCACAAAGCUGCGCGGAGCAGCACAGAGUAUACAUUGAGAAAGACCAGUGCCGGAUUAACUCCAUGCAUCUCGUUUCCGUGCGGAACUUUCAACGGGACAGGUAUAAAUCAGGCUUCAGGGCGGGCAGACAUUUUAACAAUGCUGGUACUAUAUUAGCUAAUCAAAUGCAAGUAUCCCAGACUGCCAAUUGUCAUGUGACGUCAGUACUACCCAUUGUCCCUGUGAUUGAGUCUAUCAGUGAUAAUGUGCAUGGGUAUAACUGACAUCAAAAUUGACUGCGAUAAGUAAUGUACUUUUUUUGUUAAAAAACAAAUUUUCACCAACUUCAUAAGUCUAAGAAUUUGCAUUCUUAAAUACCUUGAGCAACCGUCCUUCGCAUAAUGGUCAGUAUACUAGGUGUUGUCUUUCAAUUUACAGGCCUCUUUAUACACCCGCGUCAAAGUGUGCAUCAACGUCCGUAUGAUGUCACUGCAGCGAUCCUAUGCGCUGUCUGCCUUCACACUGUAGCGUACUCAACGCGUUUUGAAAAUGCUGCCGUGUCUCUCCAAGUUGGUGAUGUCAUUGUGGCCGGUAUAGGCUCGGGCACCGCAGGGUGGCAUUUCCUAUGCACUUUAUUGCAGUUUCCAGUUGCUCUUUUACUGUAAAAACGCAGUGGAAAUCUCCUGCCAGGAGUUCGGUGGGAUUAGUGAUGGCCAGAAGUGGAUAGUAACACGUUACUGUUACUUGAGUAACUUUUUGAGAAAACCAUACUUCUAAGAGUAGUUUUACUAAUGCCAAAUGUUUUGGUUGAGUAUAUUUGUGACGAAGAAACGCUACUCUUUAGUCCGCUACUUUUGGCUAUACUAGUCGUUACAUUUUUCCUCUUUAUUGUACAUAUUAGAUUUGACUUUUUUUGCCAGAGAUGCCAACAGUGGUUCUACCAGUUUCACCAAUGAGAUGUCGCAACAAUAAUCACAUGACUCCAUUAUACCAAUUAGGCUCAAGCUUGCCAUUCUAUGAGCACGCAGGCCUGUUCAAUCACGUGGCGUCCUUAAAGCACUCUAAAAAAUUAAGCAUUUGAUAUAGAGUGCUGCAGUCAACAUGACUCAAAAGCGCAGAUUUUAAUCUCUCUCCCAGAUUUUAUUUGGCACUGACUGACCACGGAAAACCUGAGAUAUGAUCCUUUUAGUUUCAUAAUAGCAAAUAUGGUUUCUCCACCCGCUCUUUGGACGAAUAAUGCUUCAUUUCUGUAGAUUUUAUUCUGUACCCGUAACAAUUUUGGGGGGAUUUUUUUUGGUUUAAUGUGGUUAUGUAAUAGGUCAAAGUACAGUAUAAUAAUAGCUGAGAAAAUGAAAUACCAUUGUUUGAAAAAACAACAUAGUAAGCAGAUGCAAUAUUACUUGAGUAUUAUUUUCACCAAAUACUCUUGUAUGUACUUGAGUACAAUUUUGGAGGACUGCUUUUACUUGAGUAUCAUUAUUUUUUAAUUAACACUACUCUAAGUUGAGUAAAAAUUUUGGCUACUCUACCCACCUCUGGUGCUGGCAUCAUUGAGAUGCACAGACAGUGGUACCGCUACAACAUUAAUUGGUUCUGGAAGUAGUCUCGUAACCCGAAAAUGUCGUAAACAGAGACGCGUUUUCCAUGUAAAUUCCUUAAUCCAUUCCACGCACCACUGACACACCAUUUUAUAAUUGAUGUAUAACCGGAAUAAAACCACAGCCAAACACAUUUGAAUCAUUACAUAACCUAACCGUUAAUAUCUGUAAUGAAGUACAACCCCUAACAAAAAGUAUGGAAUCGACAAUCUCGGACAAGCACUAAAUCAGACAUUUUAUUAUGUAGAACAAACUCUGAUAAAAAGCUUGAAAAAAUAAGAAAUUAGUUCAAAAGUUCAGAAACACUAAAACAAAUGAAUAUAAAACAUUGUGGUGGUCAGUAAAUGUUACUUUUAUAGAGCAAGUGCAGGUAAAUAAGUAUAGAAUCAUUCCAUUCUGAGAAAAAAUAUAUGGAAUCAUUAGAAACAAAGAAAUAACAAUCAAAACACAUCUCUAGUAUUUAGUUGCACCACCUCUGGCUUUUAUGACAGUUUGCAGUCUCUGAGACAUGGACUUGGUGAGUGACAAACAGUAUUCUUCAUCAAUUUGGUGCCAACUCUCUUUGAUUGCAGUUGCAAGAUCAUCCUUGCAGGUCACAGCCUUCCUGUGGACCUUUUUUUUUUUCUUCCAAUUUCCACCACAGGUUUUCAAUAUGGUUGAGAUCUGGGCUAAUUUGCAGGCCGUGACAUUGACUGGAUGAGUCUUUCGCCAAGGAAUACUUUACAGUUACAGUUUUAGCUCUGUGGCAUGAUGCAUUGUCAUCUUAGAAAUGAUUUCAUUAUCCCCAAACAUAUUUUCAAUUGAAGGGAUAAGAAAGCUGUCUAAUAUUUCAAUGUAAACUUGUGCAUUAUAUUGAAGAUUUAACCACAGCCAUUUCUCCAGUGCAUUUGCCUGACAGGCAGCCCCAUAUCAUCAAGGACUGAGGGAAUUUUGAUGUUUUCUUCAGGCAGUCAUCUUUGUAAAUCUCACUGGAACGGCACCAAACAAAAGGUCCAGCAUCAUCACCUUGUCCAAUGCAGAUUCUUGACUCAUCACUGAAAAUAACCUUUAUCUAGUCAUUCACAGUCCAUGAUUGCCUCUCCUUAGCCCAUUGCAUUCUUGUUCUUUUCUGUUUAGGUGUCAAUGAUGGUUUCCUCUUAGCUUUCCUGUAUGAAAAUCCCAUUUCCUUUAGGUGAUUGCACAGUUCUGUCACAUACCUUGACUACAGCUUCCUCCCAUUUGUUCUUCGUUUGUCUUGUUGUACAUCUUCUGUUUUCAAGACAUAUGGCUUUUAGUUGUUUGUCAUGACGUUUGGAUGUCUUCCUCGGUCUACCAGUAUGCUUAACUUUAACAACCUUGCCAUGCUGUUUGUACACGGUCCAGAUUUUUGAUACAGCUGACUAUGAACAGCCCACAUCUUUGGCAACCAUACGUGUAGCGCUACCUUCUUCAUGAAGUUUGAUAAUCCUCUCCUUCGUCUCAAGAGACACCUCUCUUGUUGGAGCCAUGAUUCUUGUGAAUCCACUUGGUCCAGCAGCCCUCCAAGGUGUGAUAACUGCACUGUUUUUAACUGCUGACUAACGAGCAGAUCUAAUCCAAGGCAGGGACUGAAUUAAGGAAAGAAAAUUUACUGGGUUUGUCUUUAUUUUCAACUCAAAAUGGAGUGAUUCCAUAUUUAUUUCCCUGCACUUGCUCUAUAAAAGUAACAUUUACUUACUACCACAAUGUUUUUUAUUCAUUUCUUUUAGUGUUUUUGAAUGCCAAGUAGUUGCACUUUUGAACUAUUCAUUCAUUUAUUUUCCAUGCUGCUGUUCCUCACAAGGGUCGCGGAGGCGCUGGAGCCUAUCCCAGCUAACUACGGGCAGUAGGCAGGGGAAAUCCUGAACUGGUUGCCAGACAAUUUAGAGUGCUCAAUCAGCAUACCAUGCAUGUUUUUUGGCUGUGGGAGGAAACCGGAGUUCCCGGAGGAGACCCACGCAGUCACGCGCGGAGAGAACAUGCAAACUCCACACAGGAAGGCCAAAGCCCGGAAUUGAACCCUUGAUCUCAGAACUGUGAGGCAGACGUGCUAACCACUCAGCCACCGUGCCGCCACUUUUGAACUAAUUCAUUAUUAUUUUUUUUUUUAUCUGAGUUUGUUCUACAUAAUAAAAUGUCUGAGUGAGUGCUCGUCCGAAACUGGUGAUUCCAUAC
Messenger RNA from Corythoichthys intestinalis (scribbled pipefish), 7789 nucleotides. Its product is annotated as potassium voltage-gated channel subfamily KQT member 5-like. The coding region runs from base 123 to 3239 and encodes 1038 amino acids. The transcript is spliced from 15 exons. Gene Ontology annotation, cellular component: voltage-gated potassium channel complex; membrane. NCBI's taxonomy places the organism in Eukaryota, Metazoa, Chordata, Actinopteri, Syngnathiformes, Syngnathidae. Gene Ontology annotation, biological process: potassium ion transmembrane transport. The record is from RefSeq and is a predicted model, not a curated record. Gene Ontology annotation, molecular function: voltage-gated potassium channel activity.